AUGUCGAAGCGACCGCUGACACGAGCGCCAAAGGCUGCCAAACUCCGCACAUGCCUCGACUUCAUUGAUCGGAAGACUCGGCAAGAACACCCCCCCGGCACAAGCAAGCAUCAUGACGGCUAUGUCUACGAUCCGAACUUGGAGAUUGCCGAUCUGCUUAGAGUCCUUGACCGCGCCAAGAAGACUCCUCAGCGAAAGAAGUUCAACAUGGCGAUAGUCGGAAAUCAAGGUGUUGGGAAGAGCUCCACAAUCAACGCUCUCAUGAAUCGUGAUUUGGUCGACGCAUCCGUAAGUUCGAGCGCGUGCACAGCAUUUGCAACCAUCAUCGAGUACAAGGACGGCGCUUGCGAUGACGCCGAACAAAGUGGUGUCAAGGUCACCUACCUGGAACUUGGUGACAUCCACGACUUCAUGCAGGAGCACAUCCGCCGCUAA
Didymella exigua CBS 183.55 is the source of this 435-nucleotide messenger RNA. RefSeq lists its product as uncharacterized. Lineage: Eukaryota; Fungi; Ascomycota; Dothideomycetes; Pleosporales; Didymellaceae. The record is from RefSeq and is a predicted model, not a curated record. Bases 1 to 435 code for a protein of 144 amino acids. The transcript is spliced from 2 exons.